Messenger RNA from Austrofundulus limnaeus, 274 nucleotides. Its product is annotated as SH3 domain-containing YSC84-like protein 1. Gene Ontology annotation, molecular function: phosphatidylinositol binding. Gene Ontology annotation, cellular component: ruffle membrane. The record is from RefSeq and is a predicted model, not a curated record. NCBI's taxonomy places the organism in Eukaryota, Metazoa, Chordata, Actinopteri, Cyprinodontiformes, Rivulidae. Gene Ontology annotation, biological process: regulation of ruffle assembly.
AAACCUUGAAGCUGACGUUGCCCUGCGCAGCACAGCAGCUGUCUUUACCUACUGCAGGUCCAGAGGUUUGUUUGCAGGGAUUUCUCUAGAGGGAUCCUAUCUGAUUGAACGCAAAGAAACAAACCGCAAGUUCUAUGGCAGAGACAUUCGGGCGUCUGCCAUUUUGAUGGGUGACGUUGAUCCUCCCGGAGAGUGCUAUGACCUUUACCACAUUUUGGACCUCUACACUGAGGCCUACACUACCGAUAGGACCAACAAGAGCAUGCGUGCUAAG